Messenger RNA from Mandrillus leucophaeus (drill), 2269 nucleotides. RefSeq names its product serum/glucocorticoid regulated kinase 2 (gene SGK2). The transcript has 13 exons. The coding region runs from base 525 to 1628 and encodes 367 amino acids. Gene Ontology annotation, biological process: protein phosphorylation. The record is from RefSeq and is a predicted model, not a curated record. Gene Ontology annotation, molecular function: ATP binding; protein serine/threonine kinase activity. Lineage: Eukaryota; Metazoa; Chordata; Mammalia; Primates; Cercopithecidae.
ACAUACGCUGAUGUAAUUGUACAACUGUGGUCACACUGACACAUACAUGCAAUCAUCUGCGCAGACUCAUACAAACGGACACAAAUACCUGAAAUACAGAGCCACAGACAGACACACAUGGAAGCACGGAAUGCACAGAACACUCACACAGUACAUACCAUGCCGCACACACCGGGACCCACACAGUCUAACAAGCCCCAAGGGUCUCCAGGGCUCCCCUGGGGCUACUGCCCACCCCUCCCACCAUCCCCGCCAGGGUAAGACGGUGUCCCCCAGGGAACAGAAGUCUCCAGUCCCAUCUUAAGCUCUGCUGGAUCCCUCGUGACAUCAACCAGCCCCCUCGCGGCUGCCGGGAGCUGUGAGCUCUGUGCUGGGGCCAGGCCGGCACCGGGCACAGACACUUAGGCCCUUGUUGGGAGAACAGAGAGAGGCUCUCUUGUCCACUGCCUGUCUUCGGUUCCAACUGCUGGUUCUCCUAGAGGCCUCUCCUCAGACUCGCAGAGCUGCCUGAUCAUUGCUACAGAAUGAACUCUAACCCAGCUGGGACCACCAGUCCACAGCCCUCCAAGGCCAAUGGGAACAUCAACCUGGGGCCUUCAGCCAACCCAAAUGCCCGGCCCACGGACUUCGACUUCCUCAAAGUCAUCGGCAAAGGGAACUAUGGGAAGGUCCUGCUGGCCAAGCGCAAGUCUGAUGGGACGUUCUAUGCAGUGAAGGUGCUGCAGAAAAAGUCCAUCUUAAAGAAGAAAGAGCAGAGUCACAUCAUGGCAGAGCGCAGUGUACUUCUGAAGAAUGUGCGGCACCCCUUCCUCGUGGGCCUGCGCUACUCCUUCCAGACACCUGAGAAGCUCUACUUUGUGCUUGACUAUGUCAACGGGGGAGAGCUCUUCUUCCACCUGCAGCGGGAGCGCCGGUUCCUGGAGCCCCGGGCCAGGUUCUACGCUGCCGAGGUGGCCAGCGCCAUUGGCUACCUGCACUCCCUCAACAUCAUUUACAGGGACCUGAAACCAGAGAACAUUCUCUUGGACUGCCAGGGACACGUGGUGCUGACGGAUUUUGGCCUCUGCAAGGAAGGUGUAGAGCCUGAAGAGACCACAUCCACGUUCUGUGGUACCCCCGAGUACUUGGCACCUGAAGUGCUUCGGAAGGAGCCUUAUGAUCGGGCGGUAGACUGGUGGUGCUUGGGGGCAGUCCUCUACGAGAUGCUGCACGGCCUGCCGCCCUUCUACAGCCAAGACGUGUCCCAGAUGUAUGAGAACAUUCUGCACCAGCCGCUACAGAUCCCUGGGGGCCGGACGGUGGCCGCCUGUGACCUCCUGCAAAGCCUUCUCCACAAGGACCAGAGGCAGCGGCUGGGCUCCAAAGCAGACUUUCUGGAGAUUAAGAACCAUGUAUUCUUCAGCCCUAUAAACUGGGAUGACCUGUACCACAAGAGGCUAACUCCACCCUUCAACCCAAAUGUGGCAGGACCUGCUGACUUGAAGCAUUUUGACCCAGAGUUCACCCAGGAAGCUGUGUCCAAGUCCAUUGGCUGUACCCCUGACACUGUGGCCAGCAGCUCUGGGGCCUCAAGUGCAUUUCUGGGAUUUUCUUACGCGCCAGAGGAUGAUGACAUCCUGGAUUGCUAGAAGAGAAGCACCUGUGAAACUACUGAGGCCGGCUGGUAUUAGUAAGGAAUUACCUUCAGCUGCUAGGAAGAGCGACUCAAAGUAACAAUGGCUUAAAUGAGAAGCAGGUUUAUUUUUUCCACCACAUAAAAGAAAAAUAACGUUACGGAGUCCAGGGCUGGCAGGACAGGUCAUCAGCUACUCAGAGGCUGUAUUUCUGCCCUGCCAACCUUGACAAAUGGCUUCCAAUGUUAGGUUUGCUACAAGAUGGUUACUGGAGCUCUAGCUGCCAAUUUUGUGUUUGGGGAAAGGAAAACAGAGGAAAGGGGGAGAAGAGCAAAGGGUGCUUUUAAAGAGCUUUCCCUCUGCUUCCAUCUCACUAACCACCCACCCCUACCUGGAAUGGAGGCUGGGAGAUGUGGCUUAUUUGCUGGGUACGUGACUAUCCCUUAUAACAAAGGGGUUCUGACACUAAGGGAGAAGGGGAGAAUGUUGGGUAGGCAGCCAGCACGCUUUACCAGAGGGCCUCCUGGUGUUUGGAUUUUGAUCUCAAUGUGUAAAAUGACAGAGAUGUAACAAGCUUAUCGGGUAUCAAUAUCUCUAAUUGUUCUAUGUUGAUGAUAUCUGUCUUUGUUGCGGGUAAUAUUGGACAUUUGUUAUUG